Talpa occidentalis (Iberian mole) is the source of this 1513-nucleotide messenger RNA. Its product is annotated as protein FRG2-like-1. The record is from RefSeq and is a predicted model, not a curated record. Lineage: Eukaryota; Metazoa; Chordata; Mammalia; Eulipotyphla; Talpidae. The coding region runs from base 10 to 744 and encodes 244 amino acids. The transcript has 4 exons.
UCACCGGACAUGCCCCCCGCCCAGCAGAACGCCCUUGAGGAGCGGAGCCCAGAGGUGGAGGCGACAGCUUUGGAAGAAGGGUCAGCCAAGACUUGUGAACAGAAUUCCAAGGAAACUGAACUCAAAGAUAGAAACGGCUCGGUGGAACGCUCAGAAUCUGAAGGCAACUCCGAGGCUCGCAGCUCCAGGAAGCGGCAAGUCAGCCCCAGGGACAGCUCCCUGGAUGGUGCAGGGCCCUCCUCAAAGGAUGAGCGCACUGAGGCGCCACAUGGGGAGGAAGGAAAGGUCCCCGAAGCUGGUAACAGCAGGGACAGCAGCGACAGCGAGGGGACCCGGGAUUCCCACCGCAGGAGACCCCAGAGGAGGCGGCAUGCUGGGCGCAGCAAGAGGCCCAGGUCCCCGGGGGACCAGCCACCGCCACUCCGAAAAAGCCUGGUGACCUCGCUGCGCUCGGUGUCCGAGGCCAUUUACCAGGACGUGGUCCAGAUGCAGAGGCAGCAGGUCCAGGCCCCGCUGGCCUGGGAGCACCUGGCAGUGCUGGCCCAGCUGCGGGCACCCCUGAACGCCCUGGUGCACAGCGUCUAUGCCAUGGCCUCCCAGGCAGCCUAUGCCAUCCCUGCGGAGGGCUGGCUUGCCCCGUCACCUCAACCUGGCACCCUGGGCCAGCGGAGGAUGGAGGAUAAGGCCAAGGUGUCCCCCGGAAGGGAGAGGAGUCCACCUCCUCCCCAGGACAGGAGAAGCUGAAGCUGUCAGUGGAGAAUACUGAGCACCCGCUGAAGGGACCGGACCCCAUUCUGCACAGGACUGGGCUCUGCCAGCGAGAACAAAGCCUGGCUGCUCCCCACAUUCCUCUAGAUGACCUGCAGCAGCACCAAUUUGCGGCAAGGGUGAACCAGAGAACUGGGGGAGGGGUCACAAGAAAGCAAGCGGACACACAGGCGCAGGAUGAUGGGGAACCCAGGCUUUCCUUGACGACCAGGAGCAUGAAAUGUCAAUCUCUUAUGAGACUGUGUUGAACGCUGGACGCAGGGCAGCGUGACUUCAUCAUGAGGCAAAUACGGGGUGUCCUUCAUGUCUAUAUAUUCUGCAGAACAGCAGAGCAGGCACAUUGGGAUGUUCCCUCUAGUCUGUGCAGGCUGCACAUCUCCCCUGUGCUCCCAGCCCAUGGAGGAACCAGAUCCACACACUUGUAGCCUCCUGUAUUGCGAAACGUGUGUUUUUUUCAGUUUGACAUCCUGCUGAAAUGACCAUUCUGGUUGUUUGCUCUUAUUUUAUAGAAACCCUGUGUCAAGAUACAUGAAGUGCUUGUUGACAGUCUAUAUUUAUUCAUUAGCUGACUUAGAUUUUAUGCCUGUUUUUAAAUUUUCUACUGUAUUAAGUGUAAUUAUGAAUUUCAGCUAAUUCCAGUUUACUAGCAGAUACCAAGUCUAAUAGGAUAAUUUCAUUUGUGUGCACACUGCAAUAUUUGACCUUUUAUGGUUUUCCCCAGGUCAUUUUACCGGGGACAUGAACU